AUGGAGCACGGUGGCCUAACGCAGAAAAUGCAACUCGUCCGCACCAGAUCCGGGACCCCGUCCUCGCAAAGGCAUUCUCCAUUGUCGCUUGUUGUCACGCCAAGCACGACUGACCAGAACAAGCUCGCGUCUGCCCUCGUGGCUGCGCUCAAUACCGGUCCACGCGGCUAUCAACUGCAGUGCCUGGGAAACUUCAUCUGCAGUGUUCCGUCCCGCAUUGGCCACAAUCCCGCCCUAGACGCUGCAGUUUCAUGCGUUCUACAGGCUCAUUCUGACCUAGUACGCGGUGCCACCGAGAUACCUCAAUCAGCCCCUGCCCCUCUGAAUGGGAGGCACCCUCUGCCCAGCUCGGAGUACAUGGGAGCACUGCGAAUACUGCAAGAAGUCAUUGAGCACCCAGUGCUAGGGUUUUCAUCCGAGACUGUGUGCGCCACGAUUCUAAUGACACACUACGAGAUGAUGGUCACCGAGAGACGUGGCUCUCAGUAUCUUGCUCAUGCUGGAGCAGCUACUAAACUGAUCGUCCUACGAGGACCACAGAAUAUGUCCUCGAUUUUCGAGCAGGAGCUAUGGCGCACACAGCGGGGGCACAUGAUCCUGCAGGCAUUCCUUCGACAGGAAGACUGCGUCUUGCUCAGCGACGGCUGGCGGGACUUUCAUUUGGACGUGACUCGGAACUUGGCUUCAUCGUUGGUAGACCGGCUGGUUCAAAUCUUCAGCGCUUUGCCGUCUCUUGUCAAACAAGUGCGAGACAUCCCUGCCGCAACGACUUCCAUCGACCAAGUUAUCCAAUAUGGAGAAGAUCUUAAUCAAAAACUUGCACUCCUGUCCGCCGAGGCUCAGCAAUCCUCCUCGAACACUCUUCUGGUUUUCAAGCCCGCCACGUCUCGGAGCGAUGACGGAACAUUUCCAUCAGUGCUCAAUUUCCAGUCCACCGAUGGUGCAAUCUUUCAUACCUGGUAUUGGGCGGUGACAAUCAUUGUCGAAGUCUGCAUCAUGAACAUCUACCACAGGCAUGAUGAAUUCCCACGACGAACGAGUCUAACUGCCAAUGCAGCAGCACGCAAGAUCUGCAUGUCUUACGAGUAUGCCGUAACGCUGAAACCUCUCGGGGCACAGUUCCUCCAAUUGCCUUUGAUCUGCGCUCACUUUGUCGGCGACGACGAGAUGAAAGAAUGGAUCGUGAGAAAGCUCAACUUGCUGGUAGCUGAGUUGCACAUCCGAUAUACAAGCGAAUACGUCCAGACACAGGGCGACGCCAUUCUAGGAAUCUGA
Molecule: messenger RNA, 1275 nt
Organism: Cladophialophora yegresii CBS 114405
Lineage: Eukaryota; Fungi; Ascomycota; Eurotiomycetes; Chaetothyriales; Herpotrichiellaceae
Exons: 3
Coding region: 1-1275 (424 amino acids)
Source: RefSeq, a predicted model, not a curated record